Messenger RNA from Mytilinidion resinicola, 1339 nucleotides. RefSeq lists its product as uncharacterized. The transcript has a single exon. Lineage: Eukaryota; Fungi; Ascomycota; Dothideomycetes; Mytilinidiales; Mytilinidiaceae. The record is from RefSeq and is a predicted model, not a curated record. Bases 198 to 1100 code for a protein of 300 amino acids.
AGAUUCACAAUGCGUGUGAAGAUCUCAGGACUUUCCUUCGUGUUCACUCUUGACGUGGAGCUUAUUCUUAAGGUGGAACUUGUUCUUGACGUGGAACUUCUUGGACCACGCACUUGUACACUUGUCUGCCGCUGUUGAAACUCCUCGAUGUGUUUUUAAAAUCCUGAACUUUCGAGCUUAUUGGUAGCUUAUUCACGAUGCUAAGACCACGACUCCUGUCUACUUCUGGGAGCUUGUUGAAGCACAAUGCGUUGUUAAAGAGCGAAUAUGCAGACGAUAACGCCCUGACAUUCCGGGUGGCCACGUUAGCAUCAAGUAAAAAGAUAUUAGCAGUCACAGGCGUCAGUGAAAGUGCACGCCCAGGGGUUGCGCAUCUCACAUUUGACGGGUUUGACAAUGUUGGAAUCCUGAAGUCCCUUGAUCUAGCAGUGAGGGGAGUUGGUGAUAGGGCAGUAAUUAGGCUCGUUGAUAUCGCAGAACUUAGCAUUGAUGAUGGCGCAAUUUUUAGGCUCACGGAUGUCGCAGUGCGUAGAGUCGGUGAUAGUACCUCCUUGGGGAGCCUUGAUAUCGCAGCCCCUGGCGUUAGUAAUAGUGUAGUCUCGAGGAUUCACGAUGCGGCAUCCGUUAGCGUUGGUGAUAGUCCAGCCUCGCGGGGCGAUAAUUUCGGAGCCUAUAAUUAUGAUAAUAACGCAGCCUUGGUAGUCAGGGAUACUAGUCCUUUGGGCGUUGGUCGGGUUGCCAUCUGUAGGAAUAGGCAUAGUGUCCGAGAUGUUGGCGUUCAUCGGUCCUUUGCGGGGAAAAGGUAUUCAGUCGUUGAAUUGUUUGGCGUAGCCGAAAUCCUUGAACUUGCAUGGAAAGGAAGUUUGAUUAUAAGGAAGGAUGCGCAUGACAUUCUCGACAGUCCGCGGAUCUCGCAAGAAACACCUUCGUGGCCCUAUAGUGUUCUGCUCCACAAGGAACGUGAGCUGAAUCAUACUCCCUAUUUAACGCCCAGUUUGUUAGAUACAUAUUUUUGCACCUUGCAUUGUAUGUUAAACGGAGUGUACGAAAACAUCAAGUCCCAAAACGUAUACUUACAGUACUUCGAAGGCCAUGAUUAGUUCCAAUUCCAGUAUUUCGUGACCAAAAAAACUAUCUCAAAGGAUGUGUAGCCGAUAUGAUAUGCUCCUUCCUUUUGAUCUCUCUUCAGAAUACCACCCUACCUUCGAUAUCCUUCAAAUCGUAGCUGAGCGCUAUCAAUUGUCGCUAUCUCCAGAAUCCUCCGACUCCUAAUCAUCCCUCUUUAGGAUCUUCCUCAAAGUCUCCUCAUUCUCCGACGUCCUCUUAACCUUGCCUUCCU